GCAGAUGAAGAACAAGCUGUAAAAUGGCAACCAGAAAAGAGAUGUGCGAUCUCACCAAUGAACUGACCUGCUCCAUCUGCCUGGAGAUGUUCACCGACCCAGUAUUUCUGGAAUGUGAGCAUCAUUACUGUAGGUCGUGCAUCUCCCAGAGCUGGGAGAAGGUAAUAGGAGAUGUUUCCUGCCCUGAGUGUCGGCAGGUCUUCAGUCAGAGGAACAUCAGGCCAGCCCGGACCCUGGCCAGCAUUGUGGAGAAGUUCAGAGAGCUGAAGGCAAAGGUUACAGAGCAAGAGGAAGGGGCUUACUGUAAGGAACAUGAGGAGAAGCUGAAACUGUUCUGUGAAGUGGAGAAGGAAAUGAUCUGUGUGGACUGCUGGAAUUCAGACCAUAAAAUGCAUGAUGUGACUAUUUUAAAAGAAGCUGCCCAGAGAAACAAGGAAGAACUCCAAACAUAUUUGGAUUGGUUGGAUUGUGAAGUUAAGAACGUAACUGAAAAUAAAGAGAGACAAGAGGCAAAAAUGGAACAACUAAAGGUACAAUCAGACCAGCUGAUGGACACAAUUCAAAAAGAGUUUGAGAAGAUGCACAACUUCUUGAAUGAGCAAGAAGAGAUCAUGAGAAUCGAACUGAGACAAGAGGCGGACAAUAUGUUAAAGAGAUUGGAAGAGUACGUUGGAGCGCUUAACGAUAGAGUCUCGACCAAUGAGCAGCUCAUCUCAGAGUUACAAACACAACUAAAAGUAACUGACGCUGCAGAGUUUCUCAAGGAUGUUAAGGGCUUUCUCGCCAGAUAUGAAGACCGAGCCGAGCUGCCAGAAGAGACGGAUGUUGAAAUGACCAUGGAAAUCUUCGGCGAGCCCUUCCAAUUUUUCAGAGUUUGGAAGGGAAUGAGGAGAAUAAUCGAGCCAGUUCCAGAGUCUCUCACCUUGGACCCAAAUACGGCAAAUAAUCAACUCGUCAUUUCCGAGGAUCUGAGGAGUGUGGGGCACAGCAAUGAAGAGCAGGAUGAAGAGGAAGAUCUUCCUGACCCACCGGAACGAUUUGAUGAAUACUUGUAUGUUUUGAGCUCGCAGGGUUUCACGUCAGGGAUUCACUACUGGGAGGUAGAUCUCAGAAACAAGGUCCAGUGGGUUAUAGGUGUCUGUGGAGAGUCUUCCAGGAGGAAGGGAGCCUUCCUACCUUUAACCACAGAAGGAUACUGGGUUGUGAGUUUGUUUAAUGAGAAUGAUUACAGAGCAUCAACUGUGGAAAGUACCACCGUUCCUGUUAAAGUGAAGCCUUGGAAGCUGGGCAUUUACCUGGACUAUGAGGGAGGAGAGCUGACAUUUUACAAUGCGGAUAACAUGUCUCACCUGUACACUUUCAUUGACACAUUCAUCGAGAAACUCUUUCCCAUCUUCAGUCCCUGUAAUAACCUAACUGGUAAAAAUGGUGAAUCACUCACACUGCUCACUGGUUAACAAAUGUCUGCUUUACUCCCUUCUGUGUACAGAGGGGAAAACUUGGGGUUGCUGGGAAAGAUGGAAUUGCAUCAGUUACCCCAUUCUACUCUCUUAAAAAUUAAAUCAAUCAGGUGGGGCACUAUAACAGAGUCAAAAUCAAAUAGUCAAUAGAAACAUUCAGAACUAGAAUGAAGACUUAUCAAAAUGUUGCUAUUCGGGGUGAUGAUACACCGCAGCCUCUGUAGUGCCCAUUGGUCUUGAAAGGCCUCUCUUGUGCCAGUGGGCACUGCCUGGGCCUGCUGCUGUCCACCUUGGCCAGCCUUUAUUGCUUUGAUGCAAAUGAUUGGCUCUGUUGGCAGUUAUCCAACCUACACUCUGUCCAAUCGAUAUUCGAUCUCAUUGACUCCAAUAGCAAUAUCUGGAGCUGAAUUUUCAGUUGAAGUUGGGACCAGUUUGAAGGUGGUUUGGGCUCAUAAUGUGGUAGCACUACAAUCCUGUUCACGGGUAUUUCCAAAGAGGCCGGGUCGAAGGUCAGGGUUGGAUGGUGGCUGUUGCCAAGUUGCAGGUAGUCAGCCAUCUGCAAACCAAUGUGCUUCAGGGGCCAAUUGAGACCUGGUUCCCACACCAACAGGGAUAUCCAAUUGGCAUUGUAGGCAGCCCACAGGAACAGUGCAGAGCAGGGCAAGUAGGUGGGAGAAGAGACACCCCUCCAGGAUCAUGCUCUGACCUUCUCCCUUCCUGUCUCUGCCUUUAGACCAACUGAUCACAGAGCUCAGCUGGUGGGUCAGUCAAUCUGAGGUUUGGAGGGUCUGCCAUUGGACCUCCAGUGUUCAUGGUCAACCUGUCAUCCCUGAUUGGAUGGUGACUGUGUUCUCUGGCUUAUAGUGGGAUCCUUAUUUUAAAAUAGCGGUAGGUAAUGUCCACAAUGAAACAUGUGUCUUGUAAGUGACAACCAAUGCAGUUCUGGCUAAUUUGCAUUCCCACUGUUCACCCCCACCUUUCUUUCUGUUUAUGUCUCUCACUUUGCUAUAUUUGUCCAUCUAGCUGUCUAUGUAUUUCACUGCCUCUGUUCAUUUGCCUAUUUGUAGUGUUUCUAAUUUCCAACGUCAUUCUCUUGUACUCUGUAAUAGCAGUAAGAAACACUUAAUCACCAAUAGUGACAGAUGCAUACCACAUUAGUGUGUGAGCUGCAGACAACCCGUCUGCCAAGAGGCACACAGCUCGCUGCAACUACUACUUUCUCUUUUGCUAUGUUAUGAGUUUUAUGAUGUUCACCAUUAAGCUACUGUCAAAAAGCCUCUGCUUUAUAUUCAGCUGAUUUAUGGUAUACCGGUUGUCACCGCAAGAGAUUCAGAAGGCAAAUGCAACCUUAUAAAUGAUUCCAAGGGGAAUGGAAUAUAAAAAUAGGAAUGUUCCACUACAGUUGUAUGAAAUACCAUCUAAAGUAUCGAAUACAAUAUUGACCUUUUUAUUUAAGAAAAUACCUUAUUGUGCUAAAAUCAGUUCAGAGAACAUGCACUUGGUAGAUUCCUUGGAUAAGGGAGUUAUCCCAUGUGUAAAGGACAAACAGAUGGGACUGUAUUCAUUGGAGUUUAGAAACAUAGAUACGCAGAAAAUAGGUGCAGGAAUAGACCAUUCGGCCCUUUGAGCCUACUCCAUUCAUCAUGAUCAUUGCUGAUCAUUUAAUUUCAGUAUCCCACUCCCGCUUUCUCUCCAUACCCCUUGAUCCCUUUAGCCACAAGGGCCAUGCCCAGCUCCCUCUUGAAUAUAUCUGAUAUAGUGGCCUCAAUAGCUUUCUGUGUGAGAGAAUUCCACAGGUUCACAACUUUCUGAGUGAACAAAUUCUUCCUCAUAUCAGUCCUGAAUGGCUUACCCCUUGUUCUUAGACUGUGACCCCUAGUUCUGGAUUUCCCCAACAUCGGGAACAUUCUUCCUGCAUCUAGCCUGUCCAGUCCCAUCAGGAUUUUAUGUGUUUCUAUGAGACUCUCCCCUCAUUUUGCUAAAUGCCAGUGAGUACAAGCCCAGUCGAUCCAGUCUUUCUUCAUAUGUCAGUCCUGCCAACCCGGGAAUCAGUCUGGAAGAAGUAGAGGUGAUCUUACUGAAACAUGCAGCACCCUGAGGGAACUUGAAAGGGUGACUGCUGAAAGGGUGCUUCCCCCAAUGGGAGAUUCUACAACUAGGAGACACUUUAAAAAAAGGGGUUUUCCAAUUGAAGAAGAAUUUUCUUCCCCUCAGAGAUUUGUGGAUCUGUGGAACUUUCUUCCCAGAGAACGACAGAGGAAUGUCAUUGAAUAUUUUUAAGGCUGAGGGAGAUAGAUUCUUGUUGGGCAUAGAGUUCAAAGAGCAGCCUCAAGUUCUGUGUUCAGAAUCAAUCUUUAUUCGAGCUCUUUACCACAUGUGCGGGAGAGGCAAGAGACCAUUCUGAAUCUUUAUGUGGGCCCCAGUCGCCCUCUUAAUAGCUCAGUUUGGAAGAGAGGUCAAUGACACUCUGAUUUACCCACUGGGAUACAGCAUUUUUAUUCAUUUCAUGUUACUAUAAUUGCAUGCAACAUUGUCAUUGUUCCAUCUUAAUCUACACAUCCAAUCCUGUAAAACUCCUGAUCAAAGAUGGACACCCCUAUGAACAGUACUUGGUUCCCCAUUAUUUCAUGAUGUCUACCAGUCAUUGUAAUCAUCAGGCCUUGGGAUCUUACAAUGCAUCCCAUUAAUUCACAUUCCAAAGGUAAUGGUUAUAUUCCUUUGGGUAUUUCCUAGAAUUGCUUAUCUCUAAGGGCUGCUCGAUCCCUGUUAUUCAUGUUAUUCAUUGCUAUCCCUAUCAAAUUCUGUUACUCAUCUUUCUAUCCCACUGUCCUAACUACAGGAGAUACAAGAGGAAGUUAGUUUUUACUAAUGGCAAUAAGAUUCAUAAUAUUAGUUCUACUAUAAAGUUAGUUAUGUGUAAAGUUUUAUGCUUAUACCUACUGUUAGAAUUCUUUAGCUAAUGAGUUAUGAGCAGUUUCAGUCCCAACCGACCUUGGAGGCUCCGUUAGACACUCCCCCCUAUCUUGCAGCUGCAUUGUAACUCAUUCUAGUCACACACUGUAUUUUUGGAAAAAAAUUACUGCCCCUACUCUGACUAACUCAUUUUACCUAAUGAAGCAUCAUCUUUCUCAUUGAUAACACCAGAACUCAAUCGCUUGCGCAGCUCAAUGAACUUGUCUGAUCUCCUAGAUUUUUACACACCAUAAUCCCAUCCUUAUCAUCUGUGUUACAAAGUUGUGUAGAAUACUCAUGAAUUGGAAGGCAGAAAGCUAGAAUUUGUUUGUAAAAAGAAGUGCGUGGUCCCUUGAAGAGAUGGAGUGCUUUUCUAAGCUUAGAGAUUUACACAGAAAACGGGUCUGUAAACAGCUGCAGAUUACAGACAGUUCUAAAAAUUGAAACAUGUAUCCAUGGGCUGUGUGAUUGGAAACCUUAGGCUUGUUUUGAUGUUUUGGCAACCAGCUGGAAUCAGCCAAUUAAUUUAAACCAAGCACUUAGCGAUUGAAAGCCAAUUGAAUUUAAAUCUGAUGGUUUUGACAACCUCAGACCAAUGCUACUGUAAGAAAAUUGAGAUGUCAUCCAAGAUAUAUAAUAAGGGUUUUUUCUGAAUGUUGGGAUGAGGGCGAACCGCCAUCUGAGAAAUAAACCUAGCUCUCACACAAAAUCAUUUAGCUCUCUUAAAAAAGCCAUCAAAGAUGCCACGACACUUCUAGCUAAGAGUCUUCACAAGGAAAACAUCCCUGACGGCAGAAUCAGCAGGAGAAAGGCAUUUAUUACUUGAGAACAGCAAAAGAAAGGCGUUAAUGACUGGAGAGAGGGCAAAGCAUUCCAGAAGAUAUAUUCUGUGUGAAUUUUGAGCGACUAAGUUUUAAUUCAUUUUUUUCUUACUGCUUGGAUUAUAUAAAUGGGACUUGUAUUUAUUGGAAUAGCGUACCAGCAGAAUUUUUUUCAGUUAGGGAAUAACUAGGAGUCAGAGGGGAAUUGUUCGGUUUGUUAGUAGUUCUGUUAAUUUGUUCGCUGUUGGGGUUAAAUAAAUAAGUUGUUGCUUGUUACUUAUAAAGUGACAAUCAGGAACUUUCUUUCAUUUAACCACCCCGUCUCUGUAACAGUUUAAUAGAUUAGGCCAGAUGAGGCGAGCUUCUCUGAGAGUUUUGGGUUUAAUUAUUAGAAGGGGACCUCUACUCCUGCCAUAACAGAUUGGGGAAUGUGUUUCGAUUUUAAUUAUCAGAGGAGUUCGACCUCCCCUUCCUAACAUCUGUGUCUGUUAUUGUGGGAUCCUACUUUUCCCUUUAAUGCUUGCUAUUUCAGGCUGUCUGUUCUUAGAUAUUUCUUAUCAAACUGUCUCCUACAGACCUGCAGCUGCUGUUGAUGUAGAACUCCCUGUAUAUUAAUUUGCAAGAUCCUUUGUUCAAGGUAGACACUGCCACCUUGAGAUAAUUGCUUCUCAAAGCUAUCAUUGUGUGAACUUAUGACCUCACUUAAAUGCUGGAGCAGGAAAGCUAAUUCUGUUACUGCAGCCAAAUUUAUGCCACUCUGAUCAGGAGCUACCUCAACUGAAAGUAUGCAAAAUUCUCAAUUUACCUGCCUUGUAGACCCAGGUUAACAGAAAGCAUGGACCAAGUUUCUCUACUUAACAAGAAUUACUACUUAUUACAAGUAAAUAAAUGCUGGCUACAAGUGAAGAAUUAUGAACAGUCAGCAUAUAACUCUGCCUGUUAAAACUCUAACUCUUUGACAAAACUCGCCCCCACAUAAUCAUAGGGACAGACACACAAGAGUGUUUUGUCAAAGGGGGAGACUGGAAAGUCAGCUUUUUAAAAAAAAAAUGUUCAUGGGAUGUGUGCAUUGCUAGCAAGGCUAGCAUUUGUUACCAAUCCUGAAGUGGGGGCAGUUGAGACUCAACCAUUUUGCUGUGGGCCUGGAGUUACAUGUAGGCCAGACCAGGGAGUGUGACAAAUUUGCUUCCCAAAGGAAUAUUAAUAAACCAGAUGGUUUCUCUUACAACAGUCAAAAGUGGUUACAUGGCUGCCAUUACAUAAUCCUUUUAUACCAAAGUCUUAAUUGAAUUCAAUAACAAUGCAACUAUGCCACCACCUCCCCCUGAGACGCAGUGGUUAACACUCAUAAAGUCUCUGACUUAUUGGUUAAAAGCCACAGCUUACAGCAGAAGGUA
Rhincodon typus (whale shark) is the source of this 6630-nucleotide messenger RNA. RefSeq names its product E3 ubiquitin-protein ligase TRIM39-like. Bases 24 to 1457 code for a protein of 477 amino acids. Lineage: Eukaryota; Metazoa; Chordata; Chondrichthyes; Orectolobiformes; Rhincodontidae. The transcript has 6 exons. Gene Ontology annotation, molecular function: protein binding; zinc ion binding. The record is from RefSeq and is a predicted model, not a curated record.